AUGUCCACCUCCACCAAUCUCCAGUUCACCAGGCCUGCAGACUGGAAGGAACGAGCACCCGAAGCUCUGCCCGGAUCCGUAACAUACGCCGCGCAGACAAAACUCCCUAAACUUCCCGUUCCAAACCUCCAGGAUACCCUCUCGCGCUUGAAGGAGACACUCAAGCCCAUUGCCUGGUCGGAGGAGGAGUUGCAGGCUGUCUUGAAGAAGAUCGACGCAUUUGGAGCUGCACAAGGACCGGAACUUCAUAACCGCUUGUUGCAGAGGGAUGCCGCGAGCAAGCAUUGGUUGGAAAGCUGGUGGGACGACGCUGGAUACAUGGGAUACCGAGAUUCCGUCAUCAUCAAUGUUUCCUAUUACUAUGGAUUCGACGUGCCCAAGCCUGGUCAAUACAAGUCCCCAGCUGAGAGGGCUGCUGGUAUUGCCCGCUCAGCCAUGAUCUUCCGUCAGAAGCUCAAACAGGGCCUUAUCCCCCCUGAGGCGACCAAGGAGGGUCCCCUCUGCAUGGACACCUACCGAUGGAUGUUUGACUGCUGCCGUGUCCCAGGAUCUGACGGUCUCGACUUUGCCACCUCCUACGCUGUUCCAGGGGAUAAUGGCAUUUCUGGCCACAUUAUCGUUCUGCGCAAGAACAGGGUGUGGAAGAUCGAAGCUGUCCGGGACGGUAAAAUCCUGAGCACCGCAGAUUUUGCCCGUCAAUUGGAAUAUAUCUACAAUAAUACCCAAGAAGAAUACCCCGGUGUUGGUACCCAAUCCCUCAUUCAAUCAAAGUAUUCAGCUCUGACCGUCUCCUUCCAGGACUACAAACAUCUCGCGUCGUCCCCCGUCAACGCUUCUAUAAUCAAGGAAAUCCACUCUUCCGCAUUCAUCAUCUGCCUCGAUGAUACCCGCCCCGAAGGCCCCAUCCAACACAGCCGCUCCCUCUGGCACGGAGACGUCGUCAACGGUGUCCCCGUCGGCCUGCGGAACCGCUGGGCAGACAAACCCCUCAACUUCAUCGUCUACGAUAACGCCUAUGCGGGAUUGUUGGGUGAACACUCGAUUAUGGACGGCACCCCUACCGCGAGGAUGUGUGAUAACAUUCUCGAUUGGCUGGAGGACCCUGCUUUUGACCAUGGUGUAUCUGUCACUGACUCUUCCGUCAUGCCUACGCCGUUGGAUUGGGAAGUCACGCCUACGACUAAGGAGGCGAUCGCGAAGGCAGACAAAGCUGCGAAGGAGUUGAUCGAGACGCAGGAUAUGAGUUACCACCUUACACCCUACGGCAAGGACGCCAUCAAGAAAUUUGGUGUGUCGCCUGAUUCAUGGGCGCAGAUGAUUAUCCAGCUCGCGUACAAGAGGUUGAAUGGGGACGAGAAGAGGAGGGGAGGAACGUACGAGGCUGCUACGACGCGGAAGUUCUUCAAGGGGCGCACUGAGGCUAUUCGGGUCGUGUCGAGUGAGUCAGAUGCGUGGGUGAAGAGUAUGGACGAUCCAGCGGUUUCGGCGGCGCAGAGGAAGGCUCUGUUUGAUGCUGCCACCAAGGUUCACAUUUCGCGUGCAAGGGCUGCUGGCCAGGGACAGGGUGUUGACAGGCAUUUGUUUGGAUUGAAGAAGCUCUUGCAGCCCGGUGAAGAGACCCCUGCGCUUUUCACUGACCCUGUUUUCAGCCGAUCCAGUUACUGGGUUCUCAGCACGUCGGCCAUCUUCUCCAAACACUUCCCUGUGUAUGGAUGGGGAGAGGUCGUCCCUGACGGCUUUGGUGUCGCGUAUAUGACUGGGUACAACGACCGCUUGCAAUACACCGUCACUUCCCGCAAAGAGAUGCCCAACGCUCAGUUUAUCAAGGAGAUUGCGAGGGCCUCCGAGGAUAUUUAUAAACUCCAUACGGAUGUUGCGCACAUCCAGAAGGCCAAGUUGUAA
Molecule: messenger RNA, 1902 nt
Organism: Coprinopsis cinerea okayama7#130
Lineage: Eukaryota; Fungi; Basidiomycota; Agaricomycetes; Agaricales; Psathyrellaceae
Product: carnitine acetyl transferase
Exons: 8
Coding region: 1-1902 (633 amino acids)
Biological process (GO): carnitine metabolic process
Cellular component (GO): mitochondrion; peroxisome
Molecular function (GO): carnitine O-acetyltransferase activity
Source: RefSeq, a predicted model, not a curated record